Mytilus californianus (California mussel) is the source of this 1493-nucleotide messenger RNA. RefSeq names its product probable G-protein coupled receptor 139. Gene Ontology annotation, molecular function: G protein-coupled receptor activity. The record is from RefSeq and is a predicted model, not a curated record. The coding region runs from base 184 to 1482 and encodes 432 amino acids. Gene Ontology annotation, cellular component: plasma membrane. Lineage: Eukaryota; Metazoa; Mollusca; Bivalvia; Mytilida; Mytilidae. Gene Ontology annotation, biological process: G protein-coupled receptor signaling pathway. The transcript has a single exon.
AAAAACGUAAAAUCAUUUUAUACAGAGAGGAAAAGUACAUUAUUCUAAAACAUUUUGUGAGAAAUGUAUAAAACUAAUGAAAAUAAUCGAAUGUUACUUCGAGAUAGAAAUAUAGAAUUUGGAAAAAAUAUAAGAUACAAUUACUUUCCUAACUGGUAAGAACUUUUUUGCAUAUAAAGUUUAAUGAACAUUUUAAUCAUGAGUGAAACAACCAUGUUUAGGGAAAAUAUAACUGACAACAUCACCAUGACAACAUCCAUUCCUCAGAUCGGAGGAGGAAUGGACCCACCAAGAAGACCAACAUUGCCUGAGCUCCUUAUGGCGUAUUCAGAAUAUGUCUGGGCAGUAAAUCUUGGAACUUAUGUGUUUCCCAUUAUAAUAGGACUAGGAACAAUUGGGAAUGUUUUAAGUUUUCUAAUCAUGAUAAGGAGAACCAUGAUUAUAACUCCAACAUGCUUUUACAUGGCAAUACUGGCCAUCUCUGACACUACCAUUCUCUAUGUAGACUGUCUUAGGAAGUGGGUUUUCCUUAUGUACGGGGAAGAUGCCUGGAACAUCAAUACAGCAGCAUGUCGGGCAUUUUAUUAUCUAAGUUAUUCUUCAUUUCACUAUUCGGUAUGGAUUAUUGUUGCUAUGACUACAGAAAGAUUUUUUGCAAUUCGGUACCCACUAAAAUUUUUGACAGUUGGAAGCAUUAGAAAAACAAAAGUGGCAUGUCUAAUUAUUCUGAUUUGUGUUUUGCUGCUCAAUUGUCAGUUUACUUGGUCAGUGAAAAUAAACCAAAAUGGAAACUGUGUGCCAGAAGAAGGCUAUUCAAUCUUUCACAAAGAUGUGAUGCCUUGGAUUGAUGCUGUUUUUUAUUCAUUUCUACCAUUUGUAAUAUUAAUUACAUUUAAUGUGUUAAUUAUUUGUUCGUUCAGAAAGGCCCACAGAAGACAGAAAACUCUCCAUGGCAACCCUACUUCACAUAAAUCUGCAUCACAGAAUCGCACAUCUAUAAACCACAGAAUGACAGCAAUGUUGUUGUCAGUCACUUUUACUUUCAUUAUAAUGACUGCUCCAAAAGCAGUUCUAUUCUGUAUAAGGAAUGAAGUUUUCAAGUUCCUUAAGUAUAACACAUAUGAUUUUCAAGAGAUUGCACUGUACACUCUAAUAAGUCGCAUUGCUGACUUGUGCAUCUAUACAAAUCAUGCAAUUAAUUUUUUCCUUUAUUGUGUAAGUGGACAGAGAUUCAGAAAAGAAAUGAAACUGCUGUUUUUAUGUCGCAAAACACGUAGUGCAAGUCUAUCGCUUUAUUCAUCAAAAUGUCUGCCAUCAUCACGUUACCAAACGAUGCAGACAGGGAGCAGGGGAUCAUAUGAGAAUGACAAUGGACUGGAAUCAUAUCACACAAUGCGCACAGUCAGCAGUACUUUAGGAUCAAACAAUAAUGAAAAUUGCCAGGAUGUAAAUGAACAAAAUGAACCUGAAAACAUUCUGUGAGUAAAUCACAU